AUGGUUCGUGACGUGCAGGCUAUAAAGGAUGACGUCAAGGCGAAGCUCAAGGCCACAGGGCUCAAGAACAAGAGGGCUGAUGAUGCGCACCGCCGCGAGAAGGUGUUUGGCGUGGGUGAUUCGGUCAUGGUAUUUUUAUGCAAGGAGCAGUUUCCUGUUGGAACUUACUCCAAGCUGCAGCCUCGUAAGUAUGGUCAUUUUACGUUGCUCAAGAAGAUUAAUGAUAAUGCAUAUGUUGUUGAUUUGCCCGCUUCCAUGAACAUCUCCAACACUUUCAAUGUCGUUGACAUUUACGAGUUCCAUGCGGAUGAUGCUCCAUAUUUUAGCCCGAACUCGUGGUCGAGUUCUUUGCGGGUGGAGGAGAUUGAUGCAGCGCAGCUGGAGGCCAAGCUUGAUUAA
Linum trigynum is the source of this 399-nucleotide messenger RNA. NCBI's taxonomy places the organism in Eukaryota, Viridiplantae, Streptophyta, Magnoliopsida, Malpighiales, Linaceae. The record is from the annotation of a GenBank genome assembly.